Messenger RNA from Myiozetetes cayanensis, 1735 nucleotides. RefSeq names its product elongator acetyltransferase complex subunit 6 (gene ELP6). Gene Ontology annotation, cellular component: elongator holoenzyme complex. Gene Ontology annotation, biological process: tRNA wobble uridine modification. Lineage: Eukaryota; Metazoa; Chordata; Aves; Passeriformes; Tyrannidae. The record is from RefSeq and is a predicted model, not a curated record. The transcript has 7 exons. Bases 103 to 1050 code for a protein of 315 amino acids.
GGAGCAGCACAACUGUCAGGCUGUCCAGCCAGCGGUUCCCGGGUGCUGGAGAUGGGAGACCGAGUUCCUGCCCUGCCACAUGGACUCACCUGGCAGUAAAUCAUGAGCAUCAGUGUCUUCAUUCCCCGUCAGCCUCACCGAUCCCUGGGGCGUGCCUGGCUGGGACUCCAUGUCCCACUGUGCUGGAACAGCAUCAGCCCUUUGCAGCCCUGUCCUUCCCGAUUCUGCCAUCCUGAGCUCUGCAGCUCUGUGGCUGCUCCGUGCCAUUCUCCAGGUGCUCUGCUCUGUGCCAUUCUCCAGGGGAAGUUCACGCUGCUGCGGGACACCCGGACAGACGGCAGCUUCCUGGUGCACCAUUUCCUGUCCUUCUACCUGCGAGCUGGCUGCAAGGUUUGCUUCGUGGCCCUGCUCCAGUCCUUCAGUCACUACAGCAUCGUGGCACAGAAGCUGGGAGUCAAUCUGACAGCUGCCAAGGAGCGGGGGCAGCUGGUCUUCCUGGAAGGCCUCAAGUCCUGCCUUGAUCUGGUGUUUGGGGAGGAGGAGGAGCAGCCAGGGCAGCCCAGUCCUCUGCGGUUCCUGAGUGAGAGCAGCUCCGACCUCCGAGCCCUGUUCGACUUCGUCCGCACGUCCCUGAGUGCCCCGGACAGCGGUGCCUGGAAGGGCCCCGUGCUGCUGGUGGAUGACCUGAGUGUCCUGCUGAGCCUGGGGGCCACGCCCGUGGCCGUGCUGGACUUCAUCCACUACUGCCGGGUGUGCCUGUGCUCCCAGCUGCAGGGGAACGUUGUGGUGCUGGUUCACAGCAGCGAGGAUUCGGAAGACGAGGAGAAUGAACUGGUUGUGAACUCCCUGUGCCAUCACAGCGACCUGAUCCUGUGGGCAGAAGGGCUGGCCACCGGCUUCUGCAAGGAUGUGCACGGGCAGAUCAAGAUAAUCCAGAGGGUGUCCCUGCAGCAGGCGGGGGAGCAGGAUGUCGUGCAGAUCUACCAGUACAAGAUCCAGGACCGGAAUGUCACCUUCUUCGCCAGGGGGCUGUCGGCUGCAGUGCUGUGAGGCUGUGACAGCGUGCAGUGAGCCUGGCAAUGCCAGAGCCUGCCUCCAGCCAGCCUGGCAGCUCCACCAGCACCUUCCAGGAGCAGCACAGCAAACUGACCUGGGAGGAAGGCUCAGACACACCUGGAAGCGGUGCCAGUGCAGGGAUCGGCCUGCCCAGGGAUGCCACAUCCCUGUGUCCUCCCACCCGGUUCCCAACACGCUCAGGCCAAGAAGAGGAGCAGGAACGUGCAGGAAUGGCCCUUGGAGCGUGUGAGCACAGGCAGGGGGAUGCCUCGUGGGCUGGGUGUGCCUCACCUUUUCCGGUGCCCUCUGCUCCUGCUGGCAGGCUGCAGAUGACACAGCAGGCGGGGCAGGGAUGGUGUAAUGCUCUCCUUGUCCCAGCUCUGGCUGGGGGAGAGCUGCUCAAUUCCAGCUUCCACAGGGGGUGAAUCCACAGCUCCACGUGCAGCCCCUCAUGCUGCAGUGGGACCUGCAUGUUGCCUUGAAUGGCUGAUCCCUUGUGCUUCCCAAGCUCAUCCUUGGCUUAGGGGCUGGAUAAACCCCUUUCCAUGAGCCUCUGUCUCAGCCACUGCUUCUCCAUCCCAAAUCCUGACCAGCAGUUACAUGACCUGCCUGUACUGAAGCAUUUUUUGGGGAUAAUAAUCCCUAAUUUGAAUGAGAUAAGAGUACAGUGAUAAAGUAA